GACCUCCGUGAUGCUAUUGAAGUGACGCGCGCCUUUCACCGUUGGGAAAGAUAUUCCUGUGUCGAGUCCCCUGGGGUGAAGGUAGAGGGUCAAGAUGAGCUUUUCUACUUUACCUUUCUUCAGGACAUUUCGGAGUCGACCGAAAUCAGCCAUUUGAUCCAGCAGACCAGCCGGAUAUACACCAGCUAUUCAGAUCGCCUCAAAAAGUUUCAGGACCAUUGGCGACGAGAAAAACAUCUCUUCUCUCCAAAUAAGAUAAAAGGAUCAAAUUUACCAAUCGGAUAG
Molecule: messenger RNA, 285 nt
Organism: Protopolystoma xenopodis
Lineage: Eukaryota; Metazoa; Platyhelminthes; Monogenea; Polystomatidea; Polystomatidae
Source: the annotation of a GenBank genome assembly